AUGAUUCAACCGCAAGAUCAGAGUUCUAGAGCUGUGACAUUGUCUACAUUGUCUUUAUCUCCUGCACAAUGCUCAGACAUAGGGAAAUUACAGGAGAAGUUCAAGGACUUAUUUCAUGAUGUGCAGGGUUUGCCACCACGGAGAGCUGUGGAGCAUGAGAUCCAGUUGGUAGGAGAUUCACCUCUACCAAACUUGGGUUUGUAUCGUACUUCUGUGACGAAAUCUGACGAGAUCAAGAAGCAAAUUCAAGGACUUCUUGAACAAGGAGUCAUCAAACCCAGCUGCUCACCAUGUGGUUCGCCAGUGUUACUUGUGCCUAAGAAAGACGGAGACUGGCGUAUGUGUGUAGAUUAUAGGGCACUCAACAAAAUAACCAUUAAGAAUCGGUAUCCAUUGCCGAGGAUUGAUGACCUACUAGAUCAACUACAUGGUGCACGCUACUUCACUAAGCUUGAUCUCAAAUCUGGCUAUCACCAAGUCCGCAUCCAUGACGAAGAUACUUGGAAAACUGCAUUCAAAACAAGCAGGGACUAUUCGAGUGGUUAG
This is a messenger RNA of Prunus armeniaca (apricot), 546 nucleotides long. The record is from the annotation of a GenBank genome assembly. NCBI's taxonomy places the organism in Eukaryota, Viridiplantae, Streptophyta, Magnoliopsida, Rosales, Rosaceae.